CCCCCCCCCCGCGGCUGUUGCCCGCCCCACCCUCCUUCCCCGUUCCCUGCCCGGCCCUGCGAAUGGGGUCGCUGCGCGUUAACUUGGUUUAAGCGCUUUCGAGGCCGGUCCUAGAUCGCUCGAUAAGGAGAGGGACGCCCCGGGUUUGCCUGAGGGGAGUUGCCCCGCCGGAUUCCAAGGCUGUGCCGGCGAGGCGGUCCCUUCACGGGUGGGAGUGAGGAAGGCGUGGGUCGUGCCACGGGUGGGAUUCUUUGUGCAGAAUUCCAACGGAGAAGGCCACCCCGGAGAAAAAGCGUGUGCUGCCUUUUCCUAAGUUGCUUCCUGCGGAGCCUGUUUAAAAUGAGCGUGUCUGCCGUAACAGCCCUGUCACGUCAUACUUGGGUGCUGCCCUCUGUGCAUGUAUGGUAGUUGUAUCGCUAGGCGCCCUCUGAGAUUGCUUGCCCGCCUGCGGCCCAGUUACCAUCUUGAAACUCAGUCUAUCAAAAUGAGUCUACGGAAACAAACCCCAAGUGAUUUUUUGAAACAAAUAAUAGGAAGACCAGUUGUUGUAAAGCUAAAUUCUGGAGUUGAUUAUCGAGGUGUUCUGGCUUGCUUGGAUGGGUACAUGAACAUAGCUUUGGAACAGACAGAAGAAUAUGUAAAUGGACAACUGAAGAAUAAAUAUGGGGAUGCAUUCAUCAGAGGAAACAAUGUUUUGUAUAUAAGUACACAGAAGAGGAGAAUGUGAAUAUACAUGAAGGUGGAAUAGUUUGGAUUGCAACUUUUGUUUCUUAACCUGGUUUUAUUUGUUGGUGAUGAUUCACGAUAAUGUUUUGUUGUAUUCCGCUGUAAAGCCACAUGCCCUGUAUAGAAGGGUGGACGUUUUUUAGUAUGUGUAUUUACAAAAUGGAAAAUUUUCUGACAAAUUGUUUGGAAUAUUUUGUGUUACAGAGUACAAUUAAAUAAAAAUGUAAAAGAG
Eublepharis macularius is the source of this 958-nucleotide messenger RNA. It is a transcript of the gene LSM6, whose product is annotated as LSM6 homolog, U6 small nuclear RNA and mRNA degradation associated. The transcript is spliced from 4 exons. Bases 398 to 727 code for a protein of 109 amino acids. Gene Ontology annotation, biological process: mRNA splicing, via spliceosome; maturation of SSU-rRNA. Gene Ontology annotation, cellular component: P-body; U6 snRNP; nucleolus. NCBI's taxonomy places the organism in Eukaryota, Metazoa, Chordata, Lepidosauria, Squamata, Eublepharidae. The record is from RefSeq and is a predicted model, not a curated record. Gene Ontology annotation, molecular function: RNA binding.